UCUCUGGACAACGAAUGAAUCUGAAAAGUAUGAAGACUGCAGAGAGUAAACCGAGCCAGCGAGCAGGACAGAGCCGGUGUUAGUGAAGAGGAGGGACAGAGAGGAAGACAGGGUUCCGGUUCUAUAAGCUUCAUUAGCUUAGCCUAGCCUAGCCUAGCUUAGCGAGCUAACACGCUGAUGCAGCCGCGGCUGAGGAGAUGAGGUGAAUUGUACCGCUGAGCAGGAUGACAUCCGGCGGAGGGAUAUCCUGAGGGUCUGGUGGGUUUGCUCAGGUGAGGUUGGUUAGUUAUGAGCAGGUUCAACAGCACAACCUCCUCUCUGAGCUCCUCUCUGAGCCCGGACGGCACCAACACCAACAACAACAAGCAGUGGGCUGUGAGCGGAGAUGUGUUCCCGUGCUGCCUGGAGGUGAGCCCCAUGGACGACGCGCUGCAGGCCGGGCUGCUGCUGGACCUCAGCUCCCCGACGGUGUUCCUCCACGGCGGCUCCCUGGAGUACAGCGACACGGACGGCAUCAGCAGCACCGCCUGCUCCUCCUCCGCCGGGCCGCUGUUCGAGAGGAGGAAGAGGUCCCGCUCCAACAGCUCCAGGCACCGCUUCAACGAGGUGGUGACGGAGCUGGGCCCGGAGGAGGUGAGGUGGUUCUACAAGGAGGACAAGAAGACGUGGAAAGCCUUUCUGGGGCACGACUCGCUGAAUAUAGAGCGAAUGUUUCGGAAGUAUUGUGAGCUGAACCCGGGUGGGGAGGCCUCCAGGCUCGGCUGUGGAGGAGAGGAAGACUGCGGGCUGAACGGGGUGGUGCAGGUGGAGACCAGGUCCUUGGACGCAUCCACAGCGUCCUCGGAGGAGAGGGACCCAGAGGGCAUCGAACUCAACGUGGAGCCCGUGUGUGUCCGGGGAGGGCUGUACGAGGUGGACGUGAAGGAGAGGGAGUGUAACCCUGUCUACUGGAAGCAACAAGACCACAUUCCAGUCAUGAGGGGCCAGUGGUUUGUCGACGGCACCUGGCUCCCGCUGGAGGAAGAGGAAAGCGACCUCAUCGAGCACGAUCACCUGAACCAUUUCCGCGGGCAACAAAUGCAGGACACCUUCGACUCGGACCUGGUGGUCAGGACCGUCGACAGCAAAGACGUUCUCUCCCACCUGCCCCCUUUCUACCUCCCCUUUCUGUUCAAAUGGAGUGGAUAUCAGACGAGUGCUAAAACUACAUGUCACAAGCGCAAGCGCUGCCAAGCCAUCCACAGUCUGAAGCUGAGUCGGACCCAUGUGGAUUGGCACAGCGUGGAUGAAGUAUACCUCUACAGCGAUGCCACCACUUCAAAAAUUGCACGGACCGUCACCGCGAAGCUGGGCUUCUCCAAAGCCUCCAGCAGUGGAACGCGGCUCCAUCGGGGUUUUGUUGAGGAAGCCUCACCUGAGGACAGGCCGCCUCAGACUACACACAUCGUCUUUGUGGUUCAUGGUAUCGGACAGAAGAUGGACCAAGGACGCAUCAUUAAAAACACUGGAAUGCUGAGGGAGGGGGUGAGGAAGAUGGAGGAGAAGCACUUUUCGGAGCACAACGACGAGCAUGUUGAGUUCUUGCCUGUCGAGUGGCGCUCCAAACUUGCACUGGAUGGAGAUACGGUGGACUCAAUAACUCCAGACAAGGUGAGAGGACUGAGAGAUCUACUCAACAGCAGUGCCAUGGACAUCAUGUACUACAACAGCCCCCUUUACCGGGAUGAGAUUACCAAGGGCCUAACACAGGAGCUCAACAGACUGUACACACUUUUCUGUUCCCGGAACCCUGAGUACGAAGAGAGGGGAGGCAAAGUGUCAAUAGUGUCCCACUCCCUCGGCUGCGUCAUCACCUACGACAUCAUGACGGGAUGGGAUCCUGUGCGCUUCUGUCAGCAGGAGCAUCACGCCGUGGAAGAGGGGCUGGACCUGCGAUGGAUGUCCUAUGAGGAGAAGCACGUUUUAGAGCAGCUACAGCUCACGAGGGAGAGGUUACAAGAGUUGGAAAGUCAACUCCUCACACUGGAAGCCUCCAAACCUCCAGCACGGCCAGCCCUCAAAUUUAAAGUGGAAAACUUCUUCUGCAUGGGUUCUCCUCUGGCCGUGUUCUUAGCUCUGAGAGGGAUCCGUCCUGGUACCAGCUGCCACCAGGACCACAUCCUGCCCACCUCCAUCUGCAGCAGGCUCUUCAAUGUCUUCCAUCCCACGGACCCUGUGGCCUACAGACUGGAGCCCCUCAUCCUCAAACAUUACAGCAAUGUUGCACCUGUUCAGAUUCACUGGUGUAGCGCCAUUACCCCCGCACCUUACGAUGAGCUCCGGCCCACCUAUCUGACCCCAGUCAAAGACCCGACAUCUGACACUGAGAGCAUCCCCAGCCCGAGCACUUCUCCUGUACUCGCCCGGAGGCACUAUGGAGAGUCCAUCACCAACCUGGGCAAGGCCAGCAUAAUGGGAGCGGCUAGCAUAGGGAAGGGCAUCGGAGGCAUCCUCUUCUCACGUUUCUCCCGCUCCAACAGCCAGCCCUCGGUCUCUUUAGGACUGGAGGGAGUGGCGACCGCUGAGGAAGAGGAGCAGAAGCGGACAGAAAGCCAGUCGGCAUACGGCCUCUCCACCUUGAUUCGGCCCACCUCACCCAUCACUGACACAUCAUUGGAGCUGGAGCGGCGGGUCGACUUUGAGCUCCGGGAGGGUCUGGUGGAGAGUCGCUAUUGGUCAGCUGUGACCUCACACACGGGUUACUGGUGCUCGCAUGACAUAGCACUCUUCCUGUUGACCUUCAUAUACAAGCAGAAGACGACAACCUCUGACACAGCAGAAGAUACUACGGAGCCAGACUGAAGCAGCACAUUCGUCACACUUGAAUGGUGUCUUAUAACCCUGAAGGGGGUAUGUUAACUUCUUGACAAGACACAAAAAUAAACCUCAUUCAUUUAUUUUCAUGCACACAAACUGCUUGAAUACAAGAAUGAUAUUUUUUUCCUUAUAUCUCCCUGUGAUCCAGCGCUUUUAAAACGCGGGAAUCGUUACUGACAGACUGACUCAAUUCCAAGAUGUGCAUUUUUUUCUCUUUUUUUUUUUUUUGUGUAGUUUGUACACAGUUGCGCACCCUAAGGGUGACAAUGUUGGACUAGGAACCCCUAAGGAGGUGCCACCCAUUUGCCAGUAUGACCACAAGUUACACAUAAACAUGGAAUAAGGGUUCUAAUAAGUUCAAGCCAGAGGAAGAGAGUUCUAACUUCACCCCCAAAUCUUCAACCUUAAACUGCUGGGGCCUGUUGCUAAGUGUCCAUACAACUCCUGUUAAUCAUUGCUUAGAUUCAGCCUCCCCCCAGCAGACUCCCUCUGGAGCCUUGUGACACACAUGGCUGACCCUCGGUCACUGAGGCUUCGAGUUCUGCGUCUGUUACUUUUACUAGGAGAGAGGAAAAUAAUUGUCAAAAUAUUGUAAUUCCAUCUUCAAAAUAAACCUUUUAACACUAUGAUCUCAAAAUGUAAAUGCUAACAAGCAAUUGCAAUGCCUUUUCAAAAUGAUCCAAAUAAUUUCACAAAAAGGUAGGGCAUCAUCCCUUUAAUAAUGUUUUUGAAGUUGUUUUUCUUUCUCUGAUUUUUUUGUGUUUGCCUCUUUUUUAACAUUGUCUGACUCUUUAAAUAGAUUUGCACCAAAUAUAACAUGAACAAAGCGCCACUUUUAUAUACUUCACAGUUAAACAGUAGUACCAGGCACAAAAUGUCUCUUACUAAUACAACUGUUACAGCUUCACAGCCUACAGGACAUAUUUAGUUCACAUUUGAUAUUUGCUUUACAUACAGAGGUUUACAACCACACAAGGCUUGCAUCAUAACGUGUAUAUCUUCGCUCUAAAAUAAGUGCCGAACAUGACGAAUGAUUUUCGUACACCCAAUUUCUUUUUAAACAUUGAUGUCAUUUACAAGACUAGAGGUCUCACACAAAAGAAUCACAGUCAUUCAAACUACUCCUACCAUGUUAAGCAUAAGGUAUGGAGAGGAUUUCUGUGCUAUAUCUUUAUAUUGAUAUCCAGAUGAGAUCAGUGGUACUAGAUGUAUUUUUUCUUAAAAAAAUAAAUAUUUUUUCAAGUAAUUUUCAGGCUCUUGUGGAUAUAAACUGGGAUCUCAUCUCUUGGAAAAUGGGAUUCAAACUUGUGGCCAAAUAACAUAUGUGUCUCUAGCUUAUUAGCUUAUUGGCAUUAGUAAUUAUAAGGCAUACUUUGUGAAAAAAAGUAAUUGAUCUAGGGUAAAAAUAGCGUCUUUAUUGUUUUGGAUCUCUUUUGCCUUUUCUUGUGACCAAUUUUCACUUGCCUCAUUUAAGCAAUGUACAUGUCAGUUUGUCUUUUUUAUUUUUGUUAAAGAAGUGUUUCUUUAGUCUUAAAAAACUAGACAUCAGACUGUGUGUUUUUGCCUAAAUGACACUACUUGCAAAUUAACUCCAAAAGAAAAAGUAAAUGUGGGGAAAAAACAAAAAAUUCUGUUUUCUAAAAAUGACUUUCGCUGCUCAUCAUGACUCUUGCCUUAUAUUUGUCGGAGCCGUAAUGAAAAAAAAACAAAAAAACACUCCUGUAAUGAUGGAUCGCAGAAGUUAGACCGCCUACUCAAUUUGCAUGGUGUUAUAUUAAUAGUAAAUGGAUGCUCGAACACGACGACAUUGCAGAGAGUGCCAACACACAUCUAAGAAACUGCUUUGUUCUUUAUUGAGUAGAAAUCCACUCUUGAUUGUUUAUGGACUUCUAAUGAAAUCAUUUAUACGACCUUUCCAAUGGAUGAAGAAAUGGAAUUGCCCCUUUUAGAUUGGAAUUAGUCACAUGUGACAGACUUGAUUAAUGUCAGUGUCAAUUUUUUCUUUGUGUCCUACUUGUUAUAAUAUCGUAGUUAUGAAAGUGCUUAUUUUUUUAAUUUGCUUUGGUUUAAGCUGCUGCUUAACUGUUCCACACAAUCAAGGGCUGUCGAUGACUGGUUUACCACUGAAUGGAAUCAAUUUCUUGGUAUUUAAUGUCUGUGUUUUUUUUAUGCAAAAGACACCAGGCUGCCUCUCAGAUGAGCGGAUAGGUCACAAUAAGGGAGAGUGAAAUGAAAGUGUUUCUUUCGUUGAUCUGGCGGAUCUUGCCCAUUCUUAUGUAGAAAACAGCCCAUUACUGAUGUUCAUUUUAUUUUUGCCGUGCAUGUGUUACAUUGCAGCAGUAGAUGCAGAAUGCAAUUCUAAAAUGUAACUUGGACGGUAGGCUUGCAGUUUGCCUUUGAGACCUUAGACGUGUAAUGCAAAACACAAAUACAUUUCCAUUGUUCCCUCUGUAUCUUUAAGUCACACUGUGUGGGUUCAGACACAGCAAAUACGUAAUGCAAGACUGUGGACAGACCAUAAUAACGAUGACAACGUUCCUGUGUUUGUGUUUCUAAAAUGUAUGUUGACUUUGCACAUUUUUCAUUCUAGCAAUUCUUGAUUCAAGCACAGAUUUUAAAUUGUCUUCUCUCUGCUUGCAAAAAAAAAAACUAAACUGGAGAGCAUUUAACAAAAAACUUUUGUCAAGACCCAUCAUACUUUUGACUGAAUGAGCAUUUAAUGCACAGCAUUCUUGAAUGAUUUAAAAAAAUAUUUUUCUUGUUAAAAGGCAUUGCAAGCAUCAGGGAAAUGUCUGCUGUGACAUGUUUUGUCAAUCUCUCACUGCUGUUGACACCAGUUUGAAGCCAUUAUUGAGUAAAAAAAAUGAAGUCACAGAUGUGUUGUCAGACUUUUUAAUGUUCAGUGGUAAAUAAAGAAGGGCCUGCAGCCAUAUGUAAUAAGUCACUGGGUGAGAAAGAGGGGAAAAAAGCAUUGAAAUUCAUGGCGGGUGUUUUGAAUGAAAUGUGAUUAACUGUCAGUUACCACUGUUCACUCUAACUAUGAAUGAAGGUCCAGAGAGUGUUUGUUUUUGUCCGUCCUUUAGAGCUGUGCAAUAACCCAUGCCUGUUAUGGAUUCUAACUGCCAUCCAAAGCACUGUAUUUAUUUUCCUUUUAUUAAAGCAUUUCCUUUUUGGAUACUAUACUUCUU
Messenger RNA from Anoplopoma fimbria (sablefish), 6044 nucleotides. It is a transcript of the gene ddhd1a, whose product is annotated as DDHD domain containing 1a. Gene Ontology annotation, cellular component: cytoplasm. The transcript is spliced from 14 exons. Bases 289 to 2841 code for a protein of 850 amino acids. Lineage: Eukaryota; Metazoa; Chordata; Actinopteri; Perciformes; Anoplopomatidae. The record is from RefSeq and is a predicted model, not a curated record. Gene Ontology annotation, molecular function: glycerophospholipase activity; metal ion binding.